This is a messenger RNA of Sphaerodactylus townsendi, 2554 nucleotides long. RefSeq names its product lateral signaling target protein 2 homolog. The record is from RefSeq and is a predicted model, not a curated record. Gene Ontology annotation, biological process: negative regulation of epidermal growth factor-activated receptor activity. Gene Ontology annotation, molecular function: metal ion binding. The transcript has 13 exons. Gene Ontology annotation, cellular component: early endosome membrane. Bases 64 to 1605 code for a protein of 513 amino acids. Lineage: Eukaryota; Metazoa; Chordata; Lepidosauria; Squamata; Sphaerodactylidae.
AGGCGGCGAGAGCAGGUGAGCGAGCAGGAGCAGUGAGGCGCGCGCGUUCUCCUCGCCGGAGCCAUGCUGCCUGCUGCCGUCCGGAGGUGGCUGCACAGACCCAAGCGUUCUGAUCCCAGGCUGCUGUCACAGUUCUUCUAUGCUGAUGAGAGAGUGACUCAAGUGGUAACGGAGAUCAACUGUCUGGAUGUGGAAACGGAGCCUCAGCAGUACCUGGUGCUGCUAAAUCAGCUGCACCUUAGCCAGGCUGAACUGUUAGCCAUCAUAGAGCAGAUAAUGGAUGAGUGCAUCCCCAAGGAACGUCAUGGCCGUGACUAUGUCAUCAAAUUCCCUGAGGACCUUCUAGUGGACAGUCUCCGGAAUCACAUGCUGUUUGCUGCUGAGUGUUUGAUGGCACGCACCUAUAUUGAUUUGGAUGAGGCUGAUGGAGUGCGGCUUCGACCUCUGGCCAAGGAUCUGCUGUGCAGCUUAGAACUGGUACGGACAGUACUCCGAGAGCAAAGCCUGAGCCAACCUGGUCCUUACUCGGAGCUUGUCCGUAGGGCACUGAUUCGCUUUGAUAUGCUCUUUGCAGAGUUUGAACUGAGCUACGUGUCUUCAUUGGUUUCGGUGAAAUCACCCGAAGAGGUUUAUAGGCAACAGGAGAUUAUUGUGCUCUUCUGCGAAACUGUGGCCAGAGCGCUGAAGCUUGGCUACUUGACGCAGGAGAUGAUUGAUGGCUGUGAGCCGCAGCUGAUGUUCACAAUUCCCCGCCUGGCCAUCAUUAGCGGGCUUCUGAUCUACCCUGAUGGGCCCCUGAACUUGGAACGGAAGCCCGAGGACAUAUCCCGAGUCUUCAGCCCCUUUUAUGUCUUGCUUAGAAAAAUCAGAGACCUGCUGCGUGUGCUGUCCAAGGAAGAGCUUUACAUGUUGGAAAAACGUGUCCUGAAUGAAAGUGCUGCAGAUUCGAAAGCCUCCUCUGAGGUGGACUCUGCUGCUGUCAGGGGCUUUGUGACUCCACACGCUUGCGUAUCUGUCCCAAGGCAUCAUGAGCGAGAGCCUAAGGGUACUCAGGCAGGAGCUGUUGUUGAUAUUUCACGGCAGUCCCGAUGGUUGGAAUUGCGAGCCCGUUACAGGAAUACUGAGGACAUGAUUCACACACUCUUUGUCUGUAUCUCUGGAGUGGCAGAUCAGCUCCAGACCAACUUUGCCAGUGACCUGCGUGCCAUCCUGAAAACUGUAUUUGCAAUUGCGACAUCCCGGACAGAGGAGCGGGAAGUGACUGACACUGGCAAGGUGGGAGUCUGUGUGGCGCCCACAGUUCCUCGCUUGACAGACUGUGUUCUCUGUUCCAGUAGUAGACAAGGCCCUGGAAGACAAGAUACGUUGGAACCCCCAGAGUGGGUGCCAGACAGCACUUGUAGCCAUUGUAUGGCUUGCCAUGUGCCUUUUACUUUUCUUCGUCGACGACACCACUGCCGGAGUUGUGGGAAGAUCUUCUGCUCUCGCUGUUCAUCACACUUGGCGCCUCUGCCUCACUUCAGGCAGCUGAAGCCAGUCCGCAUCUGCACUCAUUGCUACACCACCCACUUGCCUUCUACCCACAAAGAUGCCAACUGCUUGUGAGCAUCAGCCUAUGGACUGGAGUUUCAUCCCAUACCUUGUGUGCCUCCAGAAACACCAAAGACUAGAAGGCAGCCACACCUUAUACUACCUGCAAAGAACUGUGGAAGCAACCACUUGUGUCUUAUUAGAAGCUCUUGUGAGCACGCCAAAGGGCUUUUCAUAGUGGGGGAUGGAACAGAAGAGGAAUUUCAUAGCAAGUGAUCUUUGUAUUAACUUUUGAAGAACAUUUGUGACCCAUUUUACCUGAGCUAGAAUUCACUGUAAAUGGGCAAACUCCUCUGAUCGGCAUUAACGGCCGCUUUCCUCUCCGUCAUUACUUUUUUGGAUGGAGUAGACUGUAAUCCAUGUAAGGAUUGCCUGGUGCUGGUAGCUUGGCUUCCAGGAUUCCUGCAUUUAGGAAGGGGUGGUGGGGCAGUGGAGUCAAAGCCUAGCUUUAUCCUACAGGUUUGUUUUUGAGAAGCCUAUAAAGGUGCAUUGCCAGAUGUGGACUGAAGUGCAAUACGGGCUUCAUGGUCCCUUUCGCUGGAACCGAAAGCAGGAUCUUGACUCUAUCACAAAGCAUGUGGAAGACAGCCAUGACAUUUUCCCCACCAGCUUCUGACAUGUAUAAAGGGCUAAGGGAGGGUUGUUCAGAAAAAGGCUGCAAAUAAACCUUGCCUGGACUUUUUAUAAACUUCUCUUGCCACGCUAGUGUGUGGGAAAUGCUUUGGAGCCCUCUGAGACUUAUAGCUCCUUUCUUUGAAACCAGCAUGAGCUGGUAACUCUCCUGAAUACUUGAAUAAAUGCUGUCUGUUGCUCUUGCCAAUUUGCCUUCUCUGGGUUCACAGCAGAUGUGCUGGCAGUAGCUGGAUUUGCCUGUGGGAUUGCUGUGUUGGGUGUUGACAGACAGAAUCUGCUGAUGUACUUCCUUUUCCCCACAAGAAAAUGCAAAUACAAACUUUCAGAAGUU